AUGAUACCAGCAACACAUUCUAGAUCCUGUAAAAGUGAUGGAACAUGGAGUAAUGGCGAACCAGUAUGUAAUGGUGUAAUUUGUGCAAAGCCUGACAGUAUACCUAAUGGAUCAUAUACCCCAGUAAAGGAUGAAUACAGGUAUCCGGAUCCUGUCACAUACAGUUGUAAUGAAAAUUUUACAUUCAUUGGCACAAGCAAUAUAUCAUGUGGAAGUGAUGGAACUUGGAGUCCAGAGGCACCAAAAUGCAUAGUUACAUGCUCAGAACCAAAUGUUCCUAAUUCAAAAAGAUUUCCAGGAUCUGUGAGUCUAUUUACGUUAAAAUCUGAAGUGUUAUUCCAGUGUAAUGAGGGUUUCUUCAUGAAGGGAUCAAACCUAGCUUCAUGUAAUAUUGACAGCCAGUGGGAGCCUCCGUUACCUGAAUGCCUACGUGCCUGUGGCCCUAUUCCAAGACUUCCAGAAGCGGAAUUAAAACCAAAAUAUGUGGACAAAAACUUAACUGAAAAUGCUACAGUUCAAUAUGAAUGUCGGCCUGGCUAUAAUCGUAUUCCUGGUAGCAAUAACAGUAUAAUCUGCUUGAGCAACUUCUCAUGGUCGACCCCUGGUCAAUUCUGUACAAGGAGAUCAUGUCCCAGUCUGUCAGAAAUAGAAAAUGGAUAUUUUGAAGCUAAAGACUUUUUAUUUGGCACCAGAGCAACCUAUUACUGUAAUAAAGGGUAUAUGAUAGCAAGAAGAAAUUAUAGAGAAUGUACAGCGGAUGGAACAUGGAGUAAUGAAGAUCCAGUAUGUGAAGCUGUAAUUUGUCCUAUGCCUGUCAGCAUACCCUAUAGAGCAUAUAUGCCAGUAAAGAAUAAAUACAGCUAUCAGGAGAAUGUCACAUACAUAUGCAGUAAAGAUUGGACACUUCUUGGCACAAGCACUAUAUCGUGUGGAAGUGAUGGAAACUGGAGUUCAGAGGCACCGGAAUGCAUAGAAAGAAGACACAAUAUAGCUGCGAUUGUAGUACCCAUUGUGACUAUAUUGGUUAUCUUCAUCAUCAUCAUGAUGAUUGUGCUAUUUUUGUUGAAGAAGAAAUCAGGUGUAUAUCAUUGCGGCAGUCCUAUUGGUGAUGGUAAAUCUCAAUAUAAGAGCUCUGAAACAUGUCCGCAGACUACAAAUGAGUAUCAAAACUUUUCUAUGAAUUCACCCCCGUAUUCAAGGAAAAUGUCCGGUACAACCAAUGGCCAAUAAAAUAAAGUUGUGGAUUGUAGAAACUUCAGAAGAUGGAAGCUUACAAAUAGUUUUGUAGAUUUCCUGCUUUCUGCACAAAUUUUAAUUGAGUAGCUUCUCUUAUUUAUCAUGAAGUUGCCGUCAUCCAACCAAGAUGUCUCUUGUGACAGUCAGACUGGAUUCACAUGCAGAUCCUUCACCUCAGAAGGGCAACUGUUACUCAGCUUUAGUUCUUAACAUCUAUUUAUAACUAUUUGACUUAUUGAAAACACUAUUGUCCCUAAACUUGAUCUAUGUACUGUUAUUUAAUUGCUAUUUCACCCAGGAGAAAAAGAUAAACAGCUUUUACCACAUUUUGAUGGAGCAAUGUAAAGAAUACAAGAAAUUUUGGGGUCAAUUUAUUAAAGUCUGGCGGACAUAAUACGCUGUAGCUUAUCAUGUCCGCCAGACAUCGCUGAAUGCGGACAGCAUACGCUGUCGGUAUUCAGCAUUGAACAAGUAGUUCUAGUGAACUGCUUGUGCAAUACCGCCCCCUGCAGAUUCGCGGCCAAUCGGCCGCUAGCAAGGGGUGUCAAUCAGCCCGAUCGUAUAGGAUCGCUGUACGCAGCCUCAGAGGCGGUGUAUGAGUUAAGGAGCAGCUUCUUAACUCCUGUUUGCGGCGAGCCUAAAGGCUCACGCGGAAAACAGGGUGAAUUGGCCUAAUUCGGACAAUAAUAAAUUGACCUGGACUUUUUGCUGUUGUGCUUUCAACUUCUACUAUGCGCACUAAAGCAAUUGCAUUAAAAUUUUACUUAGAGCGCACUUAUGGCUUGAGCGAAAAAUUUUGUUAAUUCAUCACUUUUAAUCUGGUCUUAUAUGUGCAACAAAAAAAUCUCUUAUGUCUAGAGACCCCUAAUAACGUUUAUGCGAUCACUGUGGUCACAAUGAACACCUUGCAAGAAUAAGAAGGUACUUUUAUUUUAAAAAGGCUUAGUAACGAAAGAGUUAAAAUGCUUGUAGCCAUUUGACUGUCAAAGGGAAAACCUGAAAAUGUUAAAUAAAUACAGUCAUGGCUGAAAAGUGUCAUUAUGUAGAUUUACCUCAUGCACCCUCGCAGAUUUGGUUAAAGAGACAUUAAACUCAAAAUUUAACCCCCAUGAAAUAAAACAAUAUUGUAUAGUGCUAUAUUUGCUUCAUCACAUGAGGGAGGCUUGAAUGCCUCAGUUAUACUUAAUUAACAUUCUGCACAGUGAUUGGUUAGCACAAGCUAAUUUACAACUGGCCAUAACAAAGGACACCUGAACUGCUCUUCAUUUGCAAAGCAUUGUAAACUGUGAUAAAAAGACAGUGUUUAUUGAUUUUACAAUAUGUAUUUAUAGGAGCAGUGUACUGUAAAAUUGGUUUCCACUUAAUGUGAUUCCAAUGAUUUGAUUGAUGAGAAAUUGCUGAUUUAUGUUUAAUUUUGUAAACAAAAUAGCUUGAUUUGCUAUUUGAAACCACAACCCAUCAAAAUAGGCUAAGCUUGAAAGGUGAUCAGCCAUUUUUAUCUUAGCACUCAAAUGCCUACCUUUCUUAUCUCUGUAUCUAUACAAUACUUGAAACGAACAAUUGAAAAUAAACAUUUUAGAAUUUUAAA
Messenger RNA from Bombina bombina (fire-bellied toad), 2824 nucleotides. Its product is annotated as complement component receptor 1-like protein. The transcript has 11 exons. The record is from RefSeq and is a predicted model, not a curated record. NCBI's taxonomy places the organism in Eukaryota, Metazoa, Chordata, Amphibia, Anura, Bombinatoridae. Bases 1 to 1230 code for a protein of 409 amino acids.